UUUUUUAAAAUUAUUUUCAACCAAUUUCUAUUAAAUUUACAAACCAAAUUUUCAACUUAUUUUAUAAGAAUGAGCGAGGAUCGAAAAAUUAUUGAAUACGAUGGAGAAAGUCAAUGGUAUCAGAAGAUGACUUCAAGUGGAAGAGGCAAAAUGCCUGUUGACAUGAAAUCUAAAAGGCGUAUUCAAAUAAGCCUUCCUCAAGAAAAUUUGCUGGAUGUGUUCAAAUUUCUUGACUUCAAUCAAUUAUUGUCUUUUCAACACUCAAGUUUUUAUUUCAAAAAUAUCAUUGAGAAAUACGAGAAGGAAUUGGCGAGGAAGAAAUUUACAAAGCUUAAAUUUGUAUUUUUUAUAAUUUAUUUUAAUCGAUUUUUGGGGGUUUUUUGUUUAUGGGCUGACUUGGGCACCCACUUUUUAGCCACCUUAACGCCAUUUCGGGAUAGGGUGGUGGGCUUUAGCCCCUGGAUACGCCCUUGGCUCCAAUGUUGA
Messenger RNA from Meloidogyne enterolobii, 486 nucleotides. The record is from the annotation of a GenBank genome assembly. Lineage: Eukaryota; Metazoa; Nematoda; Chromadorea; Rhabditida; Meloidogynidae.